GGCAGGCAGUUUGCUGUUGCCAACGUUGGGAACAAUGGUCGCAUAUAUCUGAGGCCAACUGUCCGCCCCGCAUAUCAGCGCUACCCGCAGCCGCCCUUUGUGUUCCCAAUGACGCCACCUAGCACUGCCGGACUGGAGGCUUUGACAUCGGACGAACGCUUGGGUCAAGAUGGGGCCGCGCGACUCCAGCUGCCACCUCGAGACUGGACGCCAUCACACCCCCGAUCUUCAUCGCCCAGUCUUGGACGGGGGAAUUCGAACGAGAAACAGAUCAGGAUACGUCAACGGCACCGUCGCGCCAUGUCUGACUCGACAGUGCCCGAUACUAGUAUAGCCCGAGAGUCAGAACCAGGAGGAUUCAAAGUCGUCAUCACGAGACCAGGCGAGGAGGAACGCCCGAGGACCGUUGAUAAAAUGGACACGACCCCCCCGCCAUUAUUGGAAGUGGCCAUUCCAUCGUGGAGGAUAGGCACUCCCAGAUUCAGUGUUCGAGGGACCCCGUUCUUCCGGGGCUCGUCGUAUGCCCCGACUGAGGAGAUGCGCUCGAGCAGUGCUUCCUUUCUACGUCUCACUCCCUUAGAGGGUACGUCAAACAACUCUAGGAGGCAGAGCUUUUUCUUUCGCAGAUCGGGGCUCCUAUCCCCGUCGGCCAAUUCCGAUCGUCCCAGUCCUCAAACACCUCGCCUUCCGCCCCGGCUACGAGCAACAUACAUGUCCACCCACCUGGUCAUCGAGCCUUCCAUGUUCGAUGGCUUGACGUUCAAGCCCGCGUGCGACGACCGGACAAUUGUCCGAUACUCCGCAUCCGGAUCUGUGAUAGCAGCCACCCCGCCCCGCUUGGUCGCCGAGAUCACAUCUCCCAGCUUCCUCGACUACGAGUUGUUAUCAGAUUUCUUCUUGACCUACCGCUCUUUCCUCGAAGUCCAAGACCUCCUUCGUAUGCUCUUUGCACGGUUGAAAUGGGCGCUGAGGAGGGAUGAUGAGAUCGGCCUAGUGGUGAGGGUCCGUACCUUUGUCGCGUUACGCCAUUGGAUCCUCAACUAUUUCCUGGACGACUUCCUGGUCGACUACAACCUACGAGUCACGUUCUGCAUGUUACUCAACGAGCUUGUCGAGGAACUGUCACAGGAACUGCAAACACGGAAAUCGCCCCUCAAGAUUCUUGGGGAACUCAUGAAGUGUUGGCGAAGGGUGUGCGCGCAGUUCUGGGACGGGUCAAUGUUCGAUGCAUCACUUGGGCCGGAUGUUCCCAUUACACCUGGGGGUAUCGCAGGCCACCGCGAUCCAAACUUGGACCCGACAUAUUGGCUCACCACUGACAGCACGCCGCCGCUGCUGGACGACCUGUUCGUGCCAGCCAGCUCUCCAGGGCGUGUCAGUUUCUAUGCCUCAGUGGCGACUCCUGGGAAUAUCGACGCGAUUGUGGCCGGCGACAGGCCGGCGACCCCCGAGAAUACCGAGGAUAACGCCGGGUUGGAGAGGAACGGCGCCAUCUCGCCGACCAGUAUCGCGACGGUGGACGCUGUAUCUUGCUCGUUUCCUACCAAGAGUACACGACCCACACAAUCCGGCCUCAAGUAUCCAGCCGCGCAUCCAGUCGAUCUGAGAUCUGUACCCAACACCGACUCGGUCGCCACCACUCCCCGCUCCGUCGUUGGCAAGCGUGUCCGUUCGCAGGGGGGCCACAAGCGGAACGGAAGCCUAAGUGAUUCCCUGCGUGAGCAUCCGACAACGACGGAGAGAGGGCUCGCCGAUAUCCUUUUGGCGCUGCCAUAUGCUGGAAGCCUGGUCCGCGGAAACCUGCUACCUCCAUCUCAGGCACUCGCCGAAGUCCACCCACCGAGUAAUAAUGGGAGACAAACCACGCUCUUUCAGCCGGUGCCGCCCGAGCUGACGAAAGAGGCGACUGUAGCGUCUGCCAUGUCCGGACAAGGCAUGAAAAGGCUUCUAGGCAGCGUCCGGCGGGCUUUGAGCACUAGAGGACAAAGUGCACCACCCACGCAGGAGACAUUCAACAUGUGCCCAAUCGGGCCCAAAGGCGCGACAACCAACAGGCUUCCCGGCACUGCGAUAGUACCGCAGGCGCACGGCCGGCGGAACGGCGGUCGCCCUUCGGUUCGCAUUGAUUUGCUCGGGGCCGAGAUUGCCGAGGAUUUCAAGAAAGCUGUUCGAGAAGACUCGCAAGCUCGGAGUGAACAAUCCGUACACUUUCCCGCCGCCGCAAACCCGCAGCCCUCCGAGGCGCCUACAGAACCUUCUCCGUUCGAAUCCUCCAACGACUACGUGAUAACCCGACCAACAAGUGAUAUGGGCAUCACCGCCGGCAGCAAGUCCAUCGUCAUUGUCGAUGACACCUCGCUGCCGGCGAACUACCCGAUCAUGACGGGUGCCUUGCCGGCGGUAAACCCAUCAGUGGAGAUGUUCGCCGAGGCUUAUGUGCCAAACGGCGCAGAUCCGACACCGCCUAACACGCCUCCUGGCCGCCCUACGGGGACGCCUCGGAGGUCCUCACACCUUCUGGGCCAGCAUGUACUACGCCGUUCUCUAUCCGCGGACCCGCUACCGCCGUUUAUCCCGGAUAUGGCGACGCUAGGACCGAGCGGACGCCCGUCUCAGGACCAAGCCCACCCUUCGCUAUCAUUUCUAAUUCAGGACGCACAACAACAAGCGCUCAGUGGUGUGAAAGGGCAUGUAAGGCAGUCUUCGAAUCACUCAGACGCCUCAAAUCGCUCAGAACACCAUACCGUCCACGCAUCUUUCACCAGCGACACCUUCCAGCAGCCCACCGUUCGCAGUUUCGAUGCUACAACAGUGUCUGGGCAGUCUAUUGACGAUUCCUCCGCGGUUCUUGUCCCACAACCUCUUCGAGUGCUCAGGAGAAGACCGGGCGGCGAUCUUCGUGCUGUUGCUAACGUCGGCGAGCUAGAUUCGACAGGCCUCAGAAGAUCACGUUCAGACGCGUCGCUAACAACGUACUCGGAGUCCAUACGCAGCUCACAUUUCCGCGGCGCGGGUGCGGAUUCUGGCGGCUAUGUCAAUGUCGUGGCGAGCGACUGCUCCCCCAGCCAUGCUCAUGCCGAAGCGUUCUCCCUCGGUGCUAUUACGGAGCGGAACCCCCAGGCACAUCUGUCUCUGUUCAGUACACACUCAUCCAAGCCGAUCAUGCGACCCUCGUUCGAGCGCGAAGCUCAAAAGCUCGCUCAGAUCCCGGACGACUUGGACGAUGAUGGAGGUGUCGAGGCCGCCCUGCUGAAGCUGGAGGGUAAAUAUCAUAGGAAGAUUGGCGCUAAACUAUCGAUGGAUCUGCGGAACAGCCCUCCCCAGCUCGAUGUCUCUUCUGAACCCGAACUGGAAGGAGUCGAGGACCACAUCGCGACAAAGGAAGAGAAAAGGGAGCAUCGCAAUGUGGAGCUCGGCGAUGAACCGUAUCCGCCACCUUCGUCCUCCGCGCCAUCGACCACCGCACCCUCGACGAUCACUGCCAACGACGGCCUGCUGAACGUCAUCGGCCCCGGUGAAAGACGCCACAAUGGCGUGCAAUCUUUCCUGUCCGAUGAUUCUAGGGCAUCGUACUCGUCGAUACCGUUGUUGGAUCGCGGUCUGACAGAUGACGGACGCAGCAGACGGACGGACACCCGGGAGUGGACAGAUCGUUCCGUCCUACAGGGACCUGACGAAGAUCCGGUAACACCAGACGACCGCAGCGUCCACGAUUCGCAGCAUCCGUCGUACGAUUUUGUCGAGAAGACAAAGAGCAUGGACGAGACCCGACCUGGCGAUGCGGCACAGGCAGCCGAGCCGCUGCGGGACAGUUUGGAACAGUCGUUUCUAGACAUUGAGAGCGACAUAGAAAGCGACCUUUCCUCCGAGUUGUCUGCGGAAGAACUUAUUCAGAACGCGGAAGAAAUUGAUCCUUCGAGUAUUGGGAUCGCCAUAUCUACGCUACCGGCACAUCCUCUUGCCGAGAACCCGCCACCCUCCGCUAGUCCCCCAUCCCCACCUAUCACUCUCGUCCAGGCCCUCCAGAUGUCGCCAGAGGCCGCCGACGUCCCAACGCUCCAGGACCACCAGCUCUGGGAGAAGCCGCUACCGCCCACGCCUGAGACCACGCCGACGACACCAGGGGCGCCUUUGGAUCAGUAUCCCCUUUCGUCGCCCUCGGACCCGACUGGUACGAAAGAGGCCUUGCGAAAUGCGCCCAAGCCCGAGGUCUCGGACUCAAUCUCGGAACGUUCCAAGGAGCCAAACGGCAACUACUCGGUCCACCUUCCCUUCAUUCUCGCCUUCGACAGCGAAAUCCUUGCGCAGCAGUUCACUCUCGUCGAAAAGGACGCGCUCAAUGAGAUCGACUGGAAAGAGCUGAUCGACAUGCGCUGGAAGAAUGCCGAACAAAACGGCGUCAACAUGCGCAGCUGGGUCUCCUUCCUGCGCGAUACCAACGCACGCGGCGUCGAGGUGGUCAUCGCCCGCUUCAAUAUCAUGGUGAAAUGGGCUAUCUCAGAAGUCGUUCUCACCCAGAAUAUCGAAGAGCGCGCGCGGUGCAUCAUCAAGCUCAUCCACGUUGCGGCCCACUGCCGUCGUUACCGGAACUUCGCGACCAUGAGCCAGAUCACCAUUGCCCUGACCAGCAACGAAGUCAGUCGGCUCAGCAAGACUUGGCAAAUGGUGCCUGCUAGCGAUAAGCGUACGCUGAGCGAGCUGGAAGCCCUCAUGUCGCCCACAAGGAACUUCUACAACCUGCGCGCCGAAAUGGAGGGCGGAGGUGUCUCGGGGGCAGAGAUGGGGUGUAUUCCCUUCGUCGGGAUCUACACCCAUGAUCUGCUAUUCAAUGCGAACAAGCCGAGCGAGAUCGCGAGCUCGCCAACCACUGCGCCGCUGGUGAACUUUGAGAGGUGCAGGACGGCGGCCGGCGUGGUGAAGACGCUGAUGAGGUUGUUGGAAGCCAGUACGCUGUACACCUUCCAACCGAUCGAGGGGAUAACGGAGCGGUGUCUGUGGAUGGGCGCGUUGGAAGAUGACGAGAUCCGGCGGUUGAGUGACGGGUUGGAGUGA
Chaetomium strumarium is the source of this 5052-nucleotide messenger RNA. RefSeq lists its product as uncharacterized. Bases 109 to 5052 code for a protein of 1647 amino acids. Gene Ontology annotation, cellular component: plasma membrane. Gene Ontology annotation, biological process: Ras protein signal transduction; positive regulation of GTPase activity. The transcript has 2 exons. NCBI's taxonomy places the organism in Eukaryota, Fungi, Ascomycota, Sordariomycetes, Sordariales, Chaetomiaceae. Gene Ontology annotation, molecular function: guanyl-nucleotide exchange factor activity. The record is from RefSeq and is a predicted model, not a curated record.